Messenger RNA from Rhodofomes roseus, 1276 nucleotides. RefSeq names its product kinase-like domain-containing protein. The record is from RefSeq and is a predicted model, not a curated record. The transcript is spliced from 3 exons. NCBI's taxonomy places the organism in Eukaryota, Fungi, Basidiomycota, Agaricomycetes, Polyporales, Fomitopsidaceae. Bases 172 to 1155 code for a protein of 327 amino acids.
CUGCAGACUACCACACGCAGAACGUAGACUGCAGACUCUACGGCCGCAUCUUCGUACUCUGCCUCGGGAUUAGUCCGGGCAAGGCCCUCGAGGACGUCCGAGUCUCGCUGUUUGCGGGCAGCUUGUGAUACUAGCAUUCAUCGCCAUCUGUGACAUUGGUCGUUGAUCACAAUGCUCCAUAGUCGUCUGGGUGCCACAAUCCAGUCUCACCCGAAGAAUCCCGAAUGCUCGCAGACGUCCGGACUCUUGCAAUCUAUACCGAAGACUCGGUACUGGUACUGUGUCAAUCGAAUCCGCGGAUAUCUCCAUUCUUGGUUCCUUAUACCGAUUUCGAAGUGGGAUUGUCGACGCCACGGUAUCCCAAUAGGUACUGGCAUAUGGCCUCUUCCUUUCAAUCUCCUUCUCAAACGAACGGAGGGCACUCGAGAAACCGAGGCGAUUGCCAUGAUGGUCGCUCGCGAUAUGGGGCUUCCUGUUCCUCGUAUGCUCUCGUACGCAGAUCACGGCAGAGGGCAGAACGGCUCCAUUCUCAUGGAGCGUCUGCCUGGCAAGACGCUCUUCGAGGUGAUCACAACAUUGUCUCUGUCGGAAUUGGAGAGGGAAUUGGAGAGUUUUGCUUCUGAUCUCGAGAAGACCUUUCCCUGUAUGCGGAUGUAUUCGAGCCCGUACCACACAAGCAUAUGUGGCGUCGAUGGUCAAGACAUUCGGAGCAUACGCCUGCCAAAUUGGUUCGUCGGGCCAUGUCCGGGCGCCCACGCAUUCUACGAUACAAUUCAAGCGGACCCUAAUCCUCCGCGAGAGAACGGCCUGGAAAGGGAGUACCCCGAACAUCUGGCUAACUAUCAACGUAUCUACGACAUGGCGCACACCGUUGUGUUGUCGCACGGAGACCUCGCGCCGCAUAACAUCCUGGUCAUGGAUGGCCAUAUUACCGGUGUCAUCGACUGGGAAGCCGCCGGGUGGUACCCUGAAUACUGGGAGUAUACAACCAUGCUGAAAGGCCUGCAAUUGACGGCGGGCCCAGAUGGCCAAAUCGUUCCAAAGACGGCUUGGCAGCGACUCGUGCUAUCCUUACCGAGCUUCUGCUACGCUACCGAAUACGACCUGGAGUGGUCGUUGUGGUGGUUGACAAUGGCAAACUGGCCGCCAUGGUAGCCACUGGCUGUCUUACAGAGUAUGUCUCCGGCCUAUGCAGACCAGUCCCGAAAAGCUGUGUCGGGGAGGAACGUCAUGCCUUUCUCCCGGCUGAACAUGCAAUUGUACAAUUGCUAUAAGA